AUUCAAUGUCGUCUUCCUAUUUUACAGUUUUCUGAUUCUAACUGUAUAUUAAAGGUUGCUGGAACAUGGACACUUCCGGAGGAAGCAAUCGCACAUAUUGGUGGUCUGAUAGAUUUAAAGCAGGCUGAGAAGUUUAUCCCAGUAAACAGUUUACGAAAAGCUGGCGUUAAACUUACUCUGUCCAGUGACUAUGAUGUGUCUCCUGUUAAUCCUUUCCAAGGUUUAAAACAUGCAAUGAAUAGAGGAGCAGAAAGUGUGGAACUGCAUCAGGCCAUAGAGAUGUACACAAUAAAUGCUGCGUACACUAUGCGUCAAGAAAAAGUUGUUGGAACUUUAGAACCAGGAAAAGAUGCGGAUAUGAUUGUGAUUAGUCAAGAUAUCUUUGCAAACAAGAAUACAGUCGAGAAAACUCAAGUUUUACAAACUCUAUUGGCAGGAAAUGAGGUUUACAGGAGGAGUACUUACAAGCCGACUGUUCAAAAUGUUUAGAUGCAAUUGCGUAAUUUCAUAUUCGUUAAAUUUGAAAUAUAAUUUGGACAAAAUAUCAUUUCUGAAAUACAAUCCCUUUUUGCUGA
This is a messenger RNA of Eurytemora carolleeae, 575 nucleotides long. RefSeq names its product 5-methylthioadenosine/S-adenosylhomocysteine deaminase. The record is from RefSeq and is a predicted model, not a curated record. Lineage: Eukaryota; Metazoa; Arthropoda; Copepoda; Calanoida; Temoridae. Gene Ontology annotation, molecular function: hydrolase activity, acting on carbon-nitrogen (but not peptide) bonds. Bases 235 to 489 code for a protein of 84 amino acids. The transcript is spliced from 6 exons.